GGCAUUCUGUCUGCUGAAAAUGGAUGGCCAGCGUUGGUUGCCACUGGAGGCGAACCCUGAUGUGAUGAACCAGGUAACGUUAUGUUUCAACUCGUGUCGUUUCUUCGGCAGUUGGGUUUGUUACCAACAUGGCAGUUUGGAGAUGUGUAUGGUUUGGACCCAGAACUACUCAACAUUGUUCCAAGGCCCGUCUGCGCAGUCCUGUUAUUGUUCCCUGUUACAGAGAAGUACGAGUCUUUCAGACUGGACGAAGAGAAGAAAAUCAUCUCAGAAGGGCAACAGGUCUCUUCAGAUGUGUAUUUCAUGAGACAAACCAUUGGUAAUGCAUGUGGGACAAUUGGAAUGAUCCAUGCUGUGGCAAACAACCAAGAACGUCUGGAAUUUGAAUCAGACUCGCCUCUGAAGAAGUUCCUACUGCAGUCAUACAAGUUGAGUCCAGAUGAGAAGGCUAUUUUUCUUGAGAGCGAUGAGAGUAUACGUGUAACACAUGAAACAAGUGCACAAGAAGGACAGACUGAGGCUCCAAGUUCAGAUGAAAAGGUGGAUUUGCAUUUCAUAGCAUUCGUGAAUGUUGGAGGUCAUCUAUAUGAACUGGAUGGCCGCAAGCCAUUCCCCAUAGUUCAUGGAAAAACCACAGAAGACACUUUUCUUGAGGAUGCCACAGAAGUUUGCAAAGAGUUCAUGGCACGAGAUCCACAAGAACUACGUUUCACUGUCGUUGCCCUUUCCAAAGCAUAACGUGUAUUACUGAAUUCCAACAGAAGGAAUUUAAAUACUGCCAUUCAUUGUUGAAUAUUAGUUAGGAUGUUUGCAUUUUUAUAGAGAGGUUUGACUAGAACAAAUAGUGUACUGCAAGAGGUAAGGUCAGCAAAUUACUGUGGCCUAAAAAAGUGGCAUCUCAAGGGAGUCGCUAACUGAUGAGCAAAGUAACUCCAAACUGAUUUUCUGAUGCAGAGGUUAUAUUAGUUUGGUUUUAUACUUGUAUUUAAAUCUGUGAGAAGUUAAUCUCCCUCAUUACUUUUUUAUUUUAAUGUGAUAUUUCUUGUAUGCCUUUUGAAGUGUGGACUGGACAUUUUGCUCUCCAUUUAUGACUGUUCUGAUAUAGGAAAGAUCACAUAAACCACUUACUUUUUUCCUCUUGAAAUGUUUCCAUCUUAAUCUUUUCAAAAAAGUAAUUAAUUGCUAGGAAACUGUCAUGGAAUGAGACGGAGAUUAUGAAAUGCCACUCUAUUCCUUUUCAUUAAAGAAAGGGUUGUCUUGGUAAACAAUUCAUAAAUGUUGCCUCACUUUAUGCUGCCUCUUUUAAAUAUAUAUAUAAUAAAUGCAGUUCUUUAAGAAAA
Messenger RNA from Alosa alosa (allis shad), 1340 nucleotides. It is a transcript of the gene uchl3, whose product is annotated as ubiquitin carboxyl-terminal esterase L3 (ubiquitin thiolesterase). NCBI's taxonomy places the organism in Eukaryota, Metazoa, Chordata, Actinopteri, Clupeiformes, Clupeidae. Gene Ontology annotation, cellular component: cytoplasm. Gene Ontology annotation, biological process: ubiquitin-dependent protein catabolic process; protein deubiquitination. The coding region runs from base 82 to 738 and encodes 218 amino acids. Gene Ontology annotation, molecular function: cysteine-type deubiquitinase activity. The transcript has 9 exons. The record is from RefSeq and is a predicted model, not a curated record.